AUGAACCGUUUCAAAUCGGUCGAGGGAAAAUUGGACUCAGAACAAACAACUCACGGACAUCACAGCGACGACGGUCAUUCGACAACGUCCAGCUUUUCAUCUCCAUAUGCUGUCCACACUCUCGAUCAGAUCCCAACCCCUAUCUUGAAACUUGUGGUAGGCCUCGGACCUACCGUUCGUUUGCUGUCGAGAGCCAUACGAAUUCUUCGAUGGCAGGCCCAUCCGCGACAAUCGAUUCUGGUCAUUCUCGUGUGGAUUGCUUGUUGUCUGUGGACGUGGCAGCUCUUGGCGUUUGGCUUGCCGCUCCUUUUGAUCGCCAAAUUAUUGAAAGAUUGGUUCCAAGUCCGUACCACUCGUGUCAAGCGAGAAGCACUCGAAAGGAAGCGGCUCAAUGAACGACGUCAGCGUGAAGAAGCCGCUCGGCGAGAACGCGAAGAACACGACGACGAUGAUAAUGACGAUGAUGGUGAACGUCUGCAUUUGCAACGUUUGGAGCAGCAAAAGGAGGAGGAGCAGGAAUUGAUCAGUCGAAAAAUCCAGCCAGACGGAUAUGUAUCGCUGGACGAUACCCUUCAAGAUCUCGAAGUCGUUAACGAUGGCUUGGCACGUAUCAAGUAUUAUCUCGUAUUGAUCGCAUCUCAUCUGAAUGGGACUCAAGCCGAAAUUUUGGUCUCUUUAUUCGCUGUGGGCAUCUAUGUUUGGCCCUUGUGGAUCGUCAUCAGUUGGGUAUUGGGAUCCGGUAUGACCCUGGCGGUGAUCGGUACACUGUUACUAUUGAGUCCAUCUCCCUGGUUUCAUGUCAUUUGCAUGACCUUGCGUCGCAACAAGAUACUUCGUCACGUUUUGGCCGCUAUAUGGGCGUACGGUGUUGCUGCUAUCCUUACAUCAUGGCCUGUCAAAGCUUAUCACAUUUAUUGGAUAUCCGAGUUUAUCCAUCUGUUCAAGGCCGAAAAACAAAAAGCUACCAAGGUGAUCGGUAUGCCCAUCUCGGAAGAAAAUAUUGAUGAUACCUUCCCCCAUGGGACACGGAGUGAAAUGAUGUUUCAGUUUGAAGUUUAUGAGAAUCAGCGUUGGUGGCUUGGUAUGGGAUGGACGACCAGCAUGAUGCCGAGCGAACGUGGACCAUGGACCGAUAAUCAAUUGGCGGAGAUUCCCUCCAAAGAGGAUUUUGCACUUCCCAAGACAACGCAAACAACGAAGCAGCAACCCGUUGGCACAAAAGGAGAAGUACUGGAGCAAAUGACAAGCAAGCAAUGGAGCUGGGUCGAUGGCGACUGGUGGGUGGAUAUGACCGGCGAACUUCAAGGUCGCAUUGACCAUAAUGGAUGGGAAUACGGCAACAAUGCGUGGAAACAGUUGAGUGGAAUGCCCGGAAUGCACACGUUUACCCGCAAACGUCGUUGGUGUCGUCGAGCCCGGUUAACAUACAUUUUCAAUAAACUGCAAGUGCCACAGCAUGUAGAGAAGAUGCGGCCCAAGGGAUCCGCACGUCAAACGGCUAUUGAACGUCGGUAUCCUUACUUACAACGUGUCACUAAACGUAAAUCCAUGUCCGAGAAAAAGCAGAAAGCACUUCUGGCAAAGAUUGGUCGCAUCGCUGGUUGGUUGGAUAAUGCGGUGCCAGGAUCUCCGAUCCCACUUGGUUUGGACUCGUUGCUGAGCUUUAUCCCAUUUGUGGGUGGCUUUAUUGGUACGAUCUUUUCGCUAUAUCAAGUAUACCUGUCGUGUGCGUUUGGUAUUCCUCUGUGGUUAUUGAUGCGAAUGCUCAUCAAUGUGGCUAUUGAUUUGUGCAUUGGUAUCAUACCUGUUCUCGGAGGUGUUCUCGAUAUGUUUUACAAGGCCAACUUAUGGAAUUACGAAGCAUUGGAAGAUUAUCUUGAUAAUCCCCCGCCAACCAGCGAUCCCAGCGCUUCCAGCAACGGCAAUACUCCUCCUCCUGAGGAAGUGAGCCUUAUGGAAUUAGUCCUUGAUCUUCUCAAUAUGAUGAUCACUACAUUCUCUAGUGCCACUGGCAAGCUACAGAAAGAGGCGCUUCAUCAUCGACAGACCCGACAGACCCGACAGACCAAAAAAGUGAAUUAAAUCCAAUUUUAUUUAUAAUGAUAUCACUAAUAGUACUCGAGAAUGGCUAAUUUCUGUAUGAAAAUUCGGUUGAUAUAAUUGUUCCUUUUGAAUUUUGUGGCGAGGAAUAGAGAGAUCGUAUUACAGUAAUGUGCUUCUCCUGCAACAAGAGAUUCAUUUUUGG
Molecule: messenger RNA, 2245 nt
Organism: Radiomyces spectabilis
Lineage: Eukaryota; Fungi; Mucoromycota; Mucoromycetes; Mucorales; Radiomycetaceae
Product: integral peroxisomal membrane peroxin-domain-containing protein
Exons: 7
Coding region: 1-2082 (693 amino acids)
Biological process (GO): peroxisome organization
Cellular component (GO): peroxisomal membrane
Source: RefSeq, a predicted model, not a curated record